AUGUACAGAUUAUGAUAUGUCAUAAUCUGUGCAUAACCUAUUUUAUUGUUUAUCAUGCACUGUUUUAAUAUUUUACCUAUUUUUAGUUGAAUUUUCUACAUAAAUCUACUAUGAUAUAUACCUCUUCUUCUCUGUAUUUUUAAAAUGCUCCUGGAUUUUACUAGGAACUGCUUCAAUUAAUAUUUGCAAUAGGCAGAAAAAGUGAUUCUACAUCAGACAGAUUGUAAACGUUUUCUUUUAAGUUUAGUAUGAUCAGAUUUUUCCAUCGGGCACGCCAAUUUUCUACCGCUUCUACUAUUUCCAAAACAAAAACUAUGAAUUUGAAUAAAUGUUACUUUAGAUACGUUCAAGAGGAAGAAAAAGUGAAUAUAUCGUUUUUAUUUAAAAUCAAAGAAUCUGUGAGACAGUUCAACUUCAGCAGACUUCCGGAAGAAAACUUGCAAACUUUACUAGCGCGCAUUGGAACUAAUAUAAAGAAAGUUGUUAAUAAAAACAAAAAGAAGAAAACGGACAGUGUGGAUAUAGAUGUCAACAUAAAAUUUAUGGAUAAAGAUAAUGCUCCACUACCAGAACAUUAUACUUGUAUGGAAUUAUUUAAAAUAAACGGCCCCUUAAGACUUGAAAUCUUAGAAAAUACCUAUGAAGCAGUAUUUAACGCACCAUGGGUUACAAGUAUAAGUUUACCACAAAGUAUUUUAUCAGGCUUUCCUGUAUACCCUGAAUAUUUUAGAACACAAUAUGCAAAUAUAAAUAUGUGUGCCUUUAACUGGUAUAGAGGUUUGAGUGUUAAUGAGAAAGGAAAUGCCAUAGUUGAUAUGCAUAUUAAUUGGAAACUUUGUGGAAAUGGCUUCACAUACACACCAGCAUCAGAUGACAUUGGCAUGAAGUUGAAACUUGAGUGUAUUCCAGUUAACGAAAUCACCGUGGGACCAGCUGUAGAAACCGUUUCUAAAAAUGUGGUGGAAGCUGGACCUGGAUUAUGCCCAUUUGAGACAAGGCAUAUGUUUACAUCCAAUAAAUUAAACUGCAACAGUUUUCGUUGCGUCUCUUACAACAUAUUGGCGGAUUUGUAUUGUGAUUCGGAUUAUACUAGAACAGUUCUGCACCCCUAUUGCCCACCAUAUGCUUUACACAUAGAUUACAGAAAGCAGCUAAUUAUGAAAGAACUUCACGGUUAUAAUGCUGAUAUACUUUGUCUUCAAGAAGUAGAUUCUAAAAUUUUCACACACUGUUUGGUGCCAUUUUUCCAAUCUUCUGGUAUCGAAGGUUCUUUUUAUAAAAAAGGCAAAGAAGUAGCCGAGGGGUUGGCUUGCUUUUAUCGCUCUGAUAGGUUUAGAUUACUUGGUGAAGAAACCAUAAUAUUAUCUAAGGCCAUACAAACAAAAAAAUGCUUAGAACCUAUUUGGAAUAGCAUACAAAAUAAUAAACCCUUGACAGAUCGUCUUUUGGACCGCUCGACCAUAGCUAGUGCUACAUUUUUAAGUUCUAUUGAAAAUCCAAAUGAGGUGUUGAUAGUUGGAAAUACGCAUUUAUAUUUCCAUCCCGAUGCUGAUCACAUAAGAUUAGUACAAGGAGGGAUGUUUAUUUACUGGAUAAUGGAUGUAAAGUCCAAUCUUAUGGAACAGUUUCCAGAUAAGAGAAUAUCAGUGAUUUUGUGUGGAGACUAUAAUAGUGUGCCAUCGUGUGGCAUUUAUCAAUUGUUUACUACUGGAGUAGCAUCAGACACGUUAGCUGAUUGGCGAUCAAAUGAAAAUGAAGCAGUAUCUAAUUUAAGCUUGAAACAGAGUGUACCUCUAGAAAGUGCAUGUGGAACGCCGCAGUAUACCAACUUCACAGCAGAAUUUGCGGAUUGUCUGGAUUACAUAUUUUAUGAGAAGACUAAUUUAGAAGUUGAACAGGUUAUACCAUUUCCCUCCAUCGAAGAAUUAAAAGCUAACAUAGCCCUGCCCAGUGUAGUAUUUCCAUCUGACCACAUAGCCUUGGUAGCUGAUUUACAUUUUGUUAAGUGAUAAGCAAAGUUUGUUUAUAUUUAUGUUCUAAACAAUAUGUGGAUAAUGUACAUAUAUUAUUAAAAUAUUAUGAGAAAGUGGUCAAAUUACUGUUGAAAAUUA
Molecule: messenger RNA, 2111 nt
Organism: Manduca sexta (tobacco hornworm)
Lineage: Eukaryota; Metazoa; Arthropoda; Insecta; Lepidoptera; Sphingidae
Product: 2',5'-phosphodiesterase 12
Exons: 8
Coding region: 249-2009 (586 amino acids)
Biological process (GO): nuclear-transcribed mRNA catabolic process, deadenylation-dependent decay
Cellular component (GO): mitochondrion
Molecular function (GO): 3'-5'-RNA exonuclease activity
Source: RefSeq, a predicted model, not a curated record